Miscanthus lutarioriparius is the source of this 1029-nucleotide messenger RNA. Lineage: Eukaryota; Viridiplantae; Streptophyta; Magnoliopsida; Poales; Poaceae. The record is from the annotation of a GenBank genome assembly.
AUGGAGCCGGUGCCCCGGAAGCGCAAGGGCGCGCCCCCGGCGUGCUCCGCCGCCAGGUCCCUCCAAGAUUUGGCCUCCCGCAAGCGCGCCUGCCGUGGUUCCGAGCCGCCGCAGUCCCCCCGCCGCGCCGACGCGGCCGCCCCCGCCGUGGUGAUGACGGCCCCCGCGGCGAGCGGCGCGUCGGCGUCGGCGGGGGUCUUCCUCCCGGGGCGCGGGCUCAAGCGGAAGGUGGGCUGCAUCGACAGCGCCACGCGGAUCGGGCGGCGGAAGCGGCUGGAGAGCGAGUACGACCUCGGCGAGGAGAUCGGGCACGGCAAGUUCGGGUCCGUCCGCGUCUGCCGCCCCAAGGCCGCCCGGGGCGAGGAGGAGUUCGCCUGCAAGGCGUUGCCCAAGAACGGCGGGGACACGGCCCACCGCGAGGUGGAGAUCAUGCAACACCUCUCGGGCCACCCGGGCGUCGUCACGCUCAGGGCCGUCUUCGAGGACGCCGACGCCUUCUACCUCGUCAUGGAGCUCUGCCACGGCGGACGGCUCCUCGAUGAGGUGGCCAGGGAGGGUAAGCUCUCUGAGCGCCGCGCCGCCAAUGUGAUCAAGGAGCUCAUGGCCGUCCUCAAGUACUGCCACGAGAUGGGUGUCGUGCAUAGGGACGUCAAGCCGGAGAAUGUUCUGCUCACCAAGGCUGGAAGGCUGAAGCUUGCAGAUUUCGGAUUGGCCGUGCGAGUUGCCGAUGGGCACCCCUGGGUCUUAUUCUACACCGAAUGCCCGCAGAAAGCUGAAUUCUCUGACCUAUGGGGUACUAACAAGACUGCAACUCCCAUGAUUCAUAGGGAGAGAGUUAGGUUUGAUUACUGCGAGUCUUUAUCUUCAGAAUCCUCAACUGACAACUCUGAAGAGCAAGAUGAAUGCGGUAUAGUUGACGCACUGGCGACAGCAAUAACACAGGUGAGGAUAUCAGAGCCCAAGAGGACCCGGCUGUUCAGCCCAGCCAACGGGCUGUUGCCGCCAAGCAGGAACACUCUCCGAACUUGA